CAAUCCGAGCAUAAAGAAGAGAGAAGACGGAGAAAAUGAAAAGAUUCCAUUUUUGUCUGUUUAGCAUCAUCAGUUUGGCACCACAACCAUAUUUGCUCCGGCAUUUUAUCAUUAUUGUCUCAAGUGAAGUGGGCGGCAGUACACUUUCCUUCUUUCUUUCUCUCUCUCACUUUGCGUCUAAUCAAUCGCACUAUCUGAAGGUUCAGUAAUGGCCGCCUCCGCCUCUCUCUUUCCCCUGCCGUCACUCAUCACAUUGCAAUAUUAUCACCCGACCAAACUUCAAACUGUUGCCAGAUUCAAUCCCACUAUUGGAAGCUCUCGAUACAACGCAAUCUGCUGUUCCUCUUCAAAUGGGCGAGGCUCCGGUUCAGCUGACAAUGAUGUGAAGAGAGUGGAGAAACUAUUAGAACAGAAGCGACGGGCUGAAUUGUCUGCACGCAUUGCUUCCGGAGAAUUCACAGCUCAGCGAUCUGGAUUCCCAUUUGUGUUGAAGAAGGGUUUGUCAAGUUUAGGAGUUCCUGAUGGAAUUGUUGAGUUCCUAUUCAAGUGGACUGAUAACAACGAAGACUAUCCAAAGAUUCCUGAGGCAAUGGGAUCAAUUAGCUCUAUAAGGAACGAGCCAUUUUUCCUUCCACUCUAUGAACUCUACCUUACGUAUGGUGGAAUUUUCAGGUUGACAUUUGGGCCUAAGUCAUUUCUUAUAGUGUCUGAUCCUUCCAUUGCAAAACAUAUUCUGAAGGAUAACUCAAAGGCUUAUUCAAAGGGUAUUUUAGCUGAAAUCUUAGAUUUUGUGAUGGGAAAGGGACUUAUUCCAGCUGAUGGGGAGAUAUGGCGAGUGAGAAGGCGUGCUGUAGUUCCAUCGUUGCACCAGAAGUAUGUGUCAGCAAUGGUGGGUUUGUUUGGAAAAGCAGCAGAUAAAUUAUGCGUGAAGCUUGAUAGUGCUGCAUCUAAUGGCGAGGAUGUGGAGAUGGAGUCGCUAUUCUCCCGCUUGACAUUAGAUAUCAUUGGAAAAGCCGUGUUUAAUUAUGAUUUUGAUUCCUUAGAAAAUGACACUGGGAUAGUCGAGGCUGUAUAUACUGUACUGAGAGAAGCAGAAGAUCGAAGUGUUGCACCCAUCCCAUUCUGGGAGAUACCUAUAUGGAAAGACAUAUCACCAAAACUAAAAAAAGUAAAUGCAGCACUAGAUCUGAUCAAUGGAACACUUAAUGAUCUGAUUGCUAUAUGCAAGAGACUGAUUGAAGAAGAGGAGCUGCAGUUUCAUGAAGAGUACAUGAAUGAACAGGAUCCAAGCAUUCUUCAUUUUCUCCUGGCUUCGGGAGAUGAUGUUUCCAGCAAGCAGCUUCGUGAUGAUUUGAUGACUUUACUUAUAGCUGGACAUGAAACAUCUGCUGCAGUCCUAACAUGGACAUUCUAUCUUCUUUCAAAGGAGCCCGGUGUCAUGUCUAAGCUUCAAAAUGAGGUUGAUGCUGUUCUGGGAGACAGGCUCCCCACCGUUGAAGAUAUGAAGAAACUUAAAUAUACAACUCGUGUAAUUAAUGAAUCUUUGAGGCUUUACCCACAGCCUCCAGUUUUGAUUCGACGUUCUCUUGAAAAUGAUAUGCUUGGAGACUACCCGAUAAAAAGGAAUGAAGAUAUCUUUAUUUCUGUCUGGAAUUUGCAUCGUUGUCCAGGACACUGGGAGGAUGCAAGCAAGUUUAAUCCUGAAAGAUGGCCUCUAGAUGGACCAAACCCUAAUGAAACGAACCAAAAUUUCAGUUAUUUGCCUUUUGGUGGAGGUCCAAGGAAAUGUGUUGGUGACAUGUUUGCAACAUUUGAGACGGUUACAGCAGUGGCAAUGCUUGUUCGGAGAUUCGAUUUCCAAAUGGCACUUGGAGCACCUCCUGUUGAAAUGACCACAGGAGCAACAAUCCACACAACGAAAGGACUGAAUAUGACGGUUACAAGACGAAUUUUUCCUCCAAUUGUGCCUACUAUCUUGGAGAAACCAAUAUUGGAUUCAGCUACUACUUUAAGUCUUUCCUGAAAAGAUCACAGCUUGCAAGUCUUGUAACAUUCAUUAGACUACAAAUUCAUUGUAAAAUCAAACGAAACAAAAGCAAAGGAAUGGGAUAUAAAAUAACAAUGCAAUGGUGUUAGCUCUUCAACAUAGGGCAAAACAAACCUAUAUAGAAGAGCAGAAAAUAUGUUCAUUUUUUCAUAAAAUAUUAUUGUGUCAUUAAUUGUAUGA
Impatiens glandulifera is the source of this 2227-nucleotide messenger RNA. Its product is annotated as protein LUTEIN DEFICIENT 5, chloroplastic. Gene Ontology annotation, molecular function: oxidoreductase activity, acting on paired donors, with incorporation or reduction of molecular oxygen; iron ion binding; beta-carotene 3-hydroxylase activity. Gene Ontology annotation, biological process: xanthophyll biosynthetic process. The transcript has 16 exons. Gene Ontology annotation, cellular component: chloroplast. Bases 209 to 2023 code for a protein of 604 amino acids. The record is from RefSeq and is a predicted model, not a curated record. Lineage: Eukaryota; Viridiplantae; Streptophyta; Magnoliopsida; Ericales; Balsaminaceae.